CAGUCGAUUUCAUGCAACAUAUUGGUCAAUAAUCACAAAUUGCAAACCGCUAAUGAGUUUUGAUUGUUAUUGUGAGAACAGAAGACAAUGCUGGCGAAGUAGCCUUAUUAACCACUGCAAAUUAAUACAUUCCCAAUACACUGAUACCAUGCAGCUUCGAACCCAACGCGCGUUUAGGGUUUUAUCAAAUGAGCUUCAGCCGAUGGUGUAUACACCCAACCUUAAGAAUAGAGUUUGAAUGGUUAGUAUGUACUAAUACGAGGUCACAUGCAUUACCCUAAACUCUAAAUUUCAAAUUCUGAACUCUAAUUCUAAACCGCUAAACCCCUAAAUUUCAAAUUCUGAACUCUAAUUCAGUAAUUCAAAACCUCUAAACCCUUCAAAUCGAAGUAGUAAAUUUCAGCUUUGGUGGGCUCUUUGUGCAUGGCCCAUUUCCCUUUUCUUAAAUCCAUGUGCGAGCUGGGAUUUUAGUGGCCCCUUACAAAUUUCAGAGUCAUGGUUUCAGCAGGAUGAGUAUAAUUUGGUUGAAUGUGCAGAUGGUAGAAACUUGGAAGCUGGAAGUUUGCAUAGAUCAGAAGAGCUUGGCAUGUUUCGACUUAGUCGUCUUUUGUCCGACUUUGUUGAUUUAAGGUUUGAGGAUUCAAUUGAGUCCUCAGACAGCUCAAGGGAAGAAACUCUUCACGAGGUGUUAUUAAGAAGGAAAAAGCCUCCUUCUCGAUCCCCUCAGGAGAGAGCGCUUCGCCAAUUAGGAGUGGAGAGGACUGAUGUUUCUACUCUUGUGUCAACUAGUCGUCCACGCAGGAAUGGGUAUGCUCCGCUUCGCCUUUCUUUAUGAUCCUUAAAUUGGUGUCGUGGAAUGUUAGAGGUUUGAGGAAUACAGAGAAACAAUAUUCCAUCAGAGAUUUUCUUGCUCCUAUUCGACCUUCGAUUUUUUGCUUCCAAGAGACAAAACUUGAAAGUUGCACGGAUUCUAUUGUUGGGGUACUUGGUGGUUGCUAUGGAAUGGGCUGGGUUGACAAACCAUCAGUUGGUCUCUCGGGUGGUAUUUUGGUUGCUUGGGAUAAUCUGGUGUUUGAUCUAGAAUGUCAUUGGGUGGGGAGGUUUUGUUUGGUGACAGUGUUUACAUGCCGAGAUAAUGGUUUUAAGUGGGUGUUGAUUAAUGUGUAUGGACCUAAUGAUGGUAGUGAGCGUCAGGAUUUCUUUGAUGAAUUGACAUCGUGUUUAUCUUGGUGGUCAUUUCCUGCUUGUGUCGUGGGAGAUUUUAAUGUGGUAAGGUCUCAAGAUGAUGUUGUGGGGGGUCCAAGAAACCCUGUGGAUAUGGCAAUGUUUAAUGAUUUUAUUGAAGAGCACGCCCUCAUGGAUCUCCCUAUGCUUGGAUAUAAGUUCACGUGGUCAAAUCAACAUUCAAACCCUUCAUUAUCUCGCUUGGAUAGGGUGUUGGUCUCUUCUGAUUGGGAGAGUGAGUUUCCUCAAUGUUGUUUGAAAUCAUUUGUUAGAGUGAGUUCUGAUCAUUGUGCUCUUUUGUUGUCUGGUGGAGAGGACCGUGUUAUUCAUCGACCCUGGAGAUAUGAGUUCAUGUGGGCUGACCAUGAGGAUUUUGAGGGUCAGUUAUGCAAUUGGUGGGUUGAUGAGAUUGGGGGAUUUGGGGAUUUCUUCAGGUGUGCAAAGAAGCUAAAACAGAUGAAAGCUCACAUUAAAAAGUGGAAUAUAGAGGUCUUCAAGCAUGUGGAUCAAGAAAUUAGUUUCACUCUUCAAAAUAUUGCAGACUUUGAUUUCUUAGAAGAAGCUGGAGUCUGGUCAGAGGAAGAUAGAGUGCAACGUGAUAUGUUGAAGUGUCAUUUGGAUAGAUUGUGGAAGAGAAAGGAAAUUUCAUGGCGUCAAAAAUCUGGAGAGACUUGGCUCAAGUUUGGGGAUAAAAAUACUUCCUAUUUCCACAAGGUUGCUAACUUUAAUCGGAGGAGGAAUUUUUUGGAUAAUAUUUGGGUGAAUGACAUUCUUUGCUCGGGUCAAGAUCAACUGGCGGGUGCUAUUGUGUCCUAUUAUGAGUCUAUCUUUCAAGAGGCAUUUCCUAGAAGGCCUUUUCCCUUUGGUAUUGUGUUUCCGUCUCUUCCUCCGCAAGCAACAGACUUUUUGGUGAGAACAUUUGAUGAAGAUGAAGUGUGGAGGGUGAUUAAGAAAAGUAAAGGAGAACAUGCACCUGGACCUGAUGGUUUCCCAAUGGGGUUCUUUAAGAAGUUCUGGUAUAUCGUGAAAUCGGAUGUGGUGAAUGCUUUAAAAGAGUUCUAUGUGUCUGGGACUCUCCCAAAGAGCGUUCAUCACACCUUCUUGUGUCUUAUCCCGAAGAAAGAAGCUAUAAGUGAUAUUAGGGAUCUUAGACCUAUUAGUUUGGUAUCAAGCCUAUACAAGAUUCUUUCAAAGGUGCUUAUGGAAAGAUUAAAAGUUUUCAUGGGAGGCUUGGUGGCGGUGGAACAAUGUGCUUUUGUGGGUGGUCGGCAAAUCUUAGAUGCGAUACUUAUCGCAAAUGAGCUCAUUGACUCUAGGAAGCGUGCUCGAAAACCAGGAUUAGUUUUCAAAUUGGAUAUAGAGAAGGCAUAUGAUCAUGUAAAUUGGGAGUGCCUCUUUAUUGUUAUGAAGACUAUGGGUUUCCCCCCACCUUGGAUUAGGUGGAUUCGGGGGUGCAUCACUGCUGCUUCGUUCUCUGUUCUUGUGAAUGGGGAAGCUUCUGGUUACUUCUCAAGCAAAAGAGGGCUAAGACAAGGAGACUCUCUUUCUCCCUGUCUUUUCAUCCUGGUGAUGGAGGUUCUCUCAGGUAUUCUGAGGACUUUGCAGUCUCGUGGUUUGGUUGAGGGAUUCUUUAUGAAUGAAGAAUUGAGAAUGGGAGAGGUCACUCAUAUUCUCUAUGCUGAUGAUACGUUGUUAUUUUGUGAUGCAUCUGAAGACCAAGUUCGUUCUCUUCUCACAGCCUUACCUCUCUUCGAAACAAUUUCGGGUCUACGAGUGAACUUACAUAAGAGUUCCAUGAUGGUUGUUGGGGAGGUUGAGAAUCCAUCACGUUAUGCAGACAUUUUUGGAUGUGAGUUGAGUUCUCUUCCGACUACCUACUUAGGAUUGCCAUUGGGUUCCAGAGCAGCUUCUUUGACAGUUUGGGAACCAGUGAUUGAAAAAGUACAAGCUCGAUUAGCUUCUUGGAAGGCCAGAAUGCUAUCUUUUGGCGGGAGGUUGGUGCUUUUGAAAAGUGUUCUUUCUAAUCUCCCUAUAUACUUUCUUUCCCUCUUUAGGGCUCCGAGCUCAGUGAUUGCUAGACUUUUUUUUUUGAAAAGGAUUGCUAGACUUGAGAAGAUUUAUAAUGACUUUCUGUGGUCAGGGGUGUUUGAGACAAAACGAUUGCAUUGGGUGAAAUGGGAUAUUGUAAAGACUCCAAUUAUUAGAGGCGGUUUGGGAGUCUUGGAUCUUAGGUGUAUGAAUCGAGCUUUGUUGGGGAAAUGGGCUUGGAGAUUUGGGGUUGAGAGGGAUGCAUGGUGGAGGAGGUUGAUUGUUGCAAAGUUUGGACAAGGUAGGUCCGAAUGGAGACCAUGUUGGAAUUUGGGAGUGUAUGGUUGUUCUGUGUGGCGGGCAAUUGUUAACGAAAGCUCUUACUUUUGGAAGGUUGCCUAUGUCGAUCCUGGGGGUGGUUUUGGGGUGUCUUUUUGGCAUGAUUUUUGGGUUCCUGGGAAACUUUUGGUGAGUGAUUUCCCAAGGGUUGGGUUCGUAGCCCAAUCCUUGGAUGCCUUUGUGUCUGACAUGUUUUCUAUGGUUGAUAGGUCUUGGGAGAUUCCUCUCACUAUAUCUCUGAGGGGUGGAGCUGAAGCUGAACGUGUUCUUUUGAUGCAAACGUUGAAUGCUCUUCCUCAACUUUGGAUUACCACAGGGCCUGCACGUUUGGUUUGGCCUUUAGAGGCAUCUAUGGUCUUCUCGGUUCAUUCUUUCGCUACAAACCUUAUUGAGAGUAACUUUGGAGGUGACACUGCUUUCCCUUUCAAGUUGGUGUGGAAUCCUUGUGUGCCCUCAAAAAUAUGCUGCUUCCUUUGGAUGGUCUCUCAUGAGAAGAUUGCUACUGUGGAUAACUUGAGAAAAAGAGGGAUGAUUCUUCCGAAUUGGUGCUCUCUUUGCAAACAACAUGAGGAAUCGAUUUCACAUCUCUUUUUCUCAUGUCCAUUUGCAAUUGCCAUAUGGGAUAAUUUCAAAAAAGCUUUUGAUCUUCAUGGUCCUUACCUUCCUUUCAUUCGCCAAUUCCUCAUUGCUUGGCGAGGCUUGUGGUGUGACCCACGGUUCAGAGACUGCAUCAAGUUAUUGCCCCAUGCAGUGUGUUGGUACAUCUGGUUGGAGAGAAAUAAUAGGAUUUUCAGGGAUGUGGAGUCCUCCCCAAAAGAGAUUGGACAUAAGAUUGUUCUUAUAGUUGGACGAUGGUUACGAGCUUUUAGUCGCAUCUCAGAUAGACGCUUCCACCAGUGGAUGGUGAUCGGGACGAAGCACCUCAUUUGACCCUCACGUUCUUUCUUCUUUUUUAUUCUCGAGUUGGUUGUUUUUCUAUUGCUUAUUUUUUUUUUCUCUUCAUUGCUUGCUUGCUCUACUACUGGUUGAGCUGCUGACUUUUUAUUUUUUACCUUUGUACUUUCAUGAAUUGGUUAGUUUCUUAUAAUAUUCUCAUCAUUUAUAAAAAAAAAAGGAAGUAGUAAAUUUCAAAUGAUUUU
Messenger RNA from Linum trigynum, 4730 nucleotides. NCBI's taxonomy places the organism in Eukaryota, Viridiplantae, Streptophyta, Magnoliopsida, Malpighiales, Linaceae. The record is from the annotation of a GenBank genome assembly.